AUGUCGCUCCCCAUGCACCUCCGUGCAUACACGGAGAAGACCAAGGACGAGCAGACGCGCGACUUCUUCAAUGUCCCGCUUGCCGAGCAGCUGCCCGCCCCGAAUGCGACGCCCGUCGUCGUCAAGCCCGCCGCUGGGCGGGCGCGCUCUGGCUCAGCCUCGGGACUCCAGGGCAUGGACAUCAACGCUGUGCUCUCCGUCGAGGGCAAGGAGGACGUAUACGCUGGCAAGCUCUCCCUUCUUCCGCCAUUCCUCUGCUUCAUCUCCAACGACCGCCGAUCAUGUCGUUGCACCUUGCCAUUGUACACGAUCCGAAGAGUUGAGAGACUGAACUCUCGAGCUGGCGUGUUCGCCCUCUCCCUCGCUACGUGGCACGGUAUGCGCAUUCUCACUUCCCUUCUCCCGACAGCCGAGCACUUUGCCGUUCUCCUCCGUGAUGCCCUCAAGUCUCAACUCGCAGAGAUGAAGGCGCUGAAGGGCUUCCUUCCCUCGCUAUACUCCGAGUACUUGCUCGGUGCCGGCUCUGCGACGACGCCGGCGACCGAGUCGCUGAUCGAUGUUGGCGGAGACGCGCAGCAGCAGUCAGAUGAGGGUGACCUGCGCGGUCCAGGCGGUCAAGGGCACGGCACGUACGAGCGCGGUCUCGGUGAGACAUUCGGAUUCCCUGGUGACGCGCGCAAGAUGCGUGAACGAUCAAAAAUGAAACUGUGGCGCGAGUACUUCACUGUUCACGGACGCAACAUGACGCUUCUGCGCUACCCGCCAUUCCAGCGACUACUCCAGGUUGGUCUGCCGUCACGUCUCCGUGGCGAGCUCUGGGAGGUCAUGUCGGGCUCGAUCUACUUGCGCUUUGCCAACCCGAAAACGUACCAGCUCCUGCUCGAGCAGAACGCGGGCAAGAGCUCGCAGUCGACGGACGAGAUCGAGAAGGACCUUAACCGCUCCCUGCCCGAGUACAAGGCGUACCAGACCGAAGAGGGCCUGGCCCGCCUGCGCCGCGUUCUUGUGGCGUACUCGUUCCGCAACCCCGAGCUGGGUUACUGCCAGGCACUGAACAUUGUUGUUGCCGGCCUGCUCAUCUACAUGUCCGAGGAGCAGGCGUUCUGGCUUCUCGAGGUGCUGUGCGACAGGAUAUUGCCCGGUUACUACUCGCCAUCCAUGGAGGGAACGCUGCUGGACCAGCGUGUGUUCGAGUCGCUCGUCAAGCGCUGCCUGCCCAUGAUCCACGAGCACUUCCGGUCUGUCGAUGUGCAGAUCUCGGUCGCGUCGCUGCCGUGGUUCCUGUCGCUCUACAUCAACUCCCUCCCCCUCAUCUUUGCGUUCCGCAUCGUUGACUGCGUUCUCGCCAUGGGCGUCAAGGUGCUGUUCCAGAUCGGUCUCGCUAUCCUCAAGAUCAAUGGCGAGGCGCUGCUCGAGGUCACCGACGACGGCAUGUUCAUCAACCUCAUGCGGACGUACUUCUCCACGAUUGGCGACUCGGCGCACCCGAACCACCCGGACCCGCGAGUUCGCGCAAUCACCAACUUCCAGGAGUUGCUUGUCGUCGCCUUCCGCGAGUUCAACGUCAUUACCGACGACACGAUCGUAACUGAGCGCCGCAGGCUUCGCGCUAUCAUCGCGGAUGAGAUUGAGAAGUUCUCGAAGCGUGCUGCUGUGCGCAACCUGAAGAACGUUGGCCGCUUCAACAAGGAGCAGGUUGGCAUCAUCUACGACCACUACUUCCGCGCGGUUUGCUCGCCCGAGGCUGGCCCCAUCGGACCCGUCCCUGCUCCUGCACCGGGAGAGGUCGAGCAGGCGCGUAUCACGGUUGACGCGCAGGGUCGUGUCGAGACGCGCAUCGAUCUCCGUGGUUUCAAGGUGCUCCUCGCUGGUGUCUGCACGUGGGCGCGCGAGGAGACCGUCACAACCAAUGCCUUCAUCCAGCGCACAGAACGUCGUGUCGCAGACGGCGAGAUCAUCGACCGCCUGUUCUACUCGUGGGACACGCAGAAGCUCGGCACGCUGUCGCUGCAGGACGUCGUCGAGGGACUUGACCGCGUCAUGUCCGCCGGUCUCAUGGAGUCGAUCGAGUGGUUCUUCCAGCUGCACGACAAGGAUGGCGACGGAUACCUGACCAAGGACGAGGUGAUUCGAUUGUCCGAGUCGCUGCUGUUCAUCUUCCGCAACGAGCCCGGAGACAUCUACCUUGCGGCCGUGUCGCGCUUCAUCCUGAACGCGUACGAGUUCGGUGAUGCGACCGCGCCCGAGGGCAGCGUGCCUGCCCUCGCUGACGACCCGCCCAAUGGCGAGAACGAGACGGCGACCGAGAACAGGGAAAGGAGCAACUCUGCCGCUGGACCGCAUAACUUGCCGUAUCUCAGCCUGGCUACUUUCCGUAUGGUUGUUCUUGCCGACGAGCUGCUCGAGAGCUUCUUCGAGACUGACCUCGCGCACUCGUUCCAGCUCGAGGACACGGAGGAGGAGGACUACCACAAGACGCACGCGAAGCCUGACGGCCUUCUCGGCGGUCUUGUCAACCUGGUCGUUAACGACGACGCGCUCGGCAAGCACGCGGAGUGGCGCAAGCCCGCGCUCUCCAAGGCAGACCCGAACGCGCCGGCGCCGGUUGAGGUGCGCGCGCGCGAGUCGCUGCUCACGCCCUCACAGCAGGAGGAGCAGCGGCGGAAGCGGUCCAUGUCGCAGGCCUCGCAAAUGUCGACCAAGACGACAAACUCGGUCUCCACAACAGCCACCACGGGCACCACCGGUACGACGGCGACCGAGACACACACCCUUGCUGACGUCGAAGCGAGGUACAGGGAGGAGAGCGAGAUGGUGCGCGCAGCGCAGGAGGCGGUCAUGCACCGGCCGAACUUUGCCAUUGACGCGAUUGGCGACUCGGACGGCGAGGAGGACGAGACCCCCGAGGACGACGCGGGCGUCAUGGACGAGGUUGAGGCGUUCCUCAAGGCUCAUGGCGGCGAGGACGACACGGGCCUCAAGGGCGAGGAGAGGAAGCAGGCUGAGGCUUCCAUCCAUGACUCCCUAGCUGACAUCAACAGACCUGCUCAAGGCAGAGCCCAUGACGAAACUGACGGGAGCGUCGGGAUCGGCCGAGUAACCGUGGUCCGCGAAGUCGGCGCAGCAUAG
Messenger RNA from Trichosporon asahii var. asahii CBS 2479, 3129 nucleotides. RefSeq names its product GTPase-activating protein. The coding region runs from base 1 to 3129 and encodes 1042 amino acids. The transcript has 6 exons. Gene Ontology annotation, molecular function: calcium ion binding. Lineage: Eukaryota; Fungi; Basidiomycota; Tremellomycetes; Trichosporonales; Trichosporonaceae. The record is from RefSeq and is a predicted model, not a curated record.